Choloepus didactylus (southern two-toed sloth) is the source of this 576-nucleotide messenger RNA. It is a transcript of the gene DYNLRB2, whose product is annotated as dynein light chain roadblock-type 2. NCBI's taxonomy places the organism in Eukaryota, Metazoa, Chordata, Mammalia, Pilosa, Megalonychidae. The record is from RefSeq and is a predicted model, not a curated record. Gene Ontology annotation, biological process: microtubule-based movement. Bases 83 to 373 code for a protein of 96 amino acids. Gene Ontology annotation, molecular function: dynein intermediate chain binding. Gene Ontology annotation, cellular component: centrosome; cytoplasmic dynein complex; cytoplasm. The transcript is spliced from 4 exons.
GUCUCCUAGCAACGGCUGGAAGCGUUGUUGACAUCCGGAAAGCGGUGACGCCCGACUGAGCCUAGGUCUCGUCGCUGUCGUGAUGGCAGAGGUGGAGGAAACUCUAAAAAGGAUUCAGAGCCAUAAAGGGGUUAUUGGAACUAUGGUUGUAAAUGCAGAAGGCAUUCCGAUCCGAACAACCUUGGACAACUCAACUACUGUCCAAUACGCGGGCCUUCUUCACCAGCUGACGAUGAAAGCCAAGAGCACAGUCCGUGACAUUGACCCUCAGAACGACCUGACUUUCCUUAGAAUCAGAUCAAAGAAACAUGAAAUCAUGGUAGCCCCAGAUAAGGAGUAUCUUCUGAUUGUCAUUCAGAAUCCGUGUGAAUAGACCUGCUAUAGCCAAGUCUGACCUAGAGACAGUCGGUCAGAAACAUUUUACUCUUUAAUGAUUACUAAAAUUAUCUUCCUAUCUAACGGAUCUUUUGGACAUUCCCUUCUCUUUUUGCAUUUAAGCUAGUCUAUGUUUCACUGAUUCCCUUUUGAUUGUAUUGUAAAGCUGUACUUUAGCUCUAUAAUAAACAAAUUCUGGUA